Messenger RNA from Malurus melanocephalus (red-backed fairy wren), 4948 nucleotides. It is a transcript of the gene ARHGAP42, whose product is annotated as Rho GTPase activating protein 42. Gene Ontology annotation, cellular component: cytoplasm. Lineage: Eukaryota; Metazoa; Chordata; Aves; Passeriformes; Maluridae. Gene Ontology annotation, biological process: signal transduction. Gene Ontology annotation, molecular function: GTPase activator activity; protein binding. Bases 29 to 2653 code for a protein of 874 amino acids. The transcript is spliced from 24 exons. The record is from RefSeq and is a predicted model, not a curated record.
CCGGGGGGCUGCGGCCGCCGCCGCUGCCAUGGGGCUGCCCACGCUGGAGUUCAGUGACUCCUACUUGGACAGCCCGGAUUUCAGGGAGCGCCUCAAGUGUCACGAGAUCGAGCUGGAGAGGACGAACAAGUUCAUCAAGGAGCUGAUUAAGGACGGCAGCCUCCUUAUCGGGGCCCUGCGAAAUUUAUCUAUGGCAGUACAAAAAUUUUCACAGUCUUUGCAAGAUUUUCAAUUUGAGUGUAUUGGAGAUGCUGAAACUGAUGAUGAAAUUAAUAUUGCCCAGUCAUUGAAGGAGUUUGCUCGUCUCYUGAUUGCUGUUGAGGAGGAGAGAAGACGACUGAUCCAGAAUGCUAAUGAUGUGCUAAUAGCACCACUGGAGAAGUUUCGAAAAGAGCAAAUAGGAGCAGCAAAAGAUGGGAAGAAGAAGUUUGGCAAGGAAAGUGAGAAAUAUUAUUCCAUCUUAGAGAAGCACUUAAAUUUGUCAGCAAAGAAGAAAGAAUCUCAUUUGCAAGAUGCAGAUACACAGAUUGACAGAGAACAUCAGAACUUUUAUGAAGCAUCAUUAGAGUAUGUUUUUAAAAUUCAAGAAGUACAAGAAAAAAAGAAAUUUGAAUUUGUAGAACCUCUCUUGGCCUUUCUUCAAGGAUUAUUUACAUUUUACCAUGAAGGAUAUGAACUGGCUCAGGAGUUUGCACCAUACAAGCAACAGCUGCAGUUCAAUUUGCAGAAUACUCGGAAUAACUUUGAAAGCACGAGGCAGGAAGUGGAGAGACUCAUGCAAAGAAUGAAAUCAGCCAACCAAGAUUACAGACCACCGAGUCAGUGGACAAUGGAAGGCUAUCUUUAUGUGCAGGAGAAACGACCGCUUGGAUUUACAUGGGUAAAACAUUACUGCACUUACGACAAAGGAACAAAAACUUUUACAAUGAGUAUAGCUGAAACAAAAUCUGGUGGAAAAGUGAAUGGCCUUGUCACAAGCUCACCAGAAAUGUUCAAGCUAAAAUCUUGCAUCAGGAGAAAGACAGAUUCAAUUGACAAACGCUUCUGUUUCGAUAUCGAAGUAUUUGAGAGACCUGGAAUAAUCACACUGCAAGCUUUUUCAGAAUCCAACCGAAAACUUUGGCUSGAAGCUAUGGAUGGAAAGGAACCAAUCUACACACUGCCAGCCAUUAUUAGCAAGAAAGAAGAAAUGUUCUUAAAUGAAGCAGGUUUCAACUUCGUGAGGAAAUGUAUUCAUGCUGUAGAAACAAGAGGUAUUACAGUCCUGGGGCUGUACAGAAUAGGUGGUGUAAAUUCCAAGGUGCAAAAGUUGAUGAAUACCGURUUUUCUCCUAAAUCUCCUCCUGAUAUGGAUAUUGAUAUGGAACUUUGGGACAAUAAAACAAUAACAAGUGGACUAAAAAACUACCUCAGGUGUCUUUCAGAACCACUGAUGACUUUCAAGCUGCACAAAGAUUUCAUUGUUGCUGUUAAGUCAGAUGAUCAGAACUACAGAGUUGAGGCAGUGCAUGCGCUUGUGCAUAAAUUACCAGAGAAGAACAGAGAGAUGCUGGACAUCCUUAUUAAGCACUUGGUCAAGGUAUCAUUGCACAGUCAGCAAAAUCUAAUGACUGUAUCCAACCUYGGUGUUAUCUUUGGACCAACUCUGAUGAGAGCACAAGAAGAAACUGUCGCUGCUAUGAUGAACAUUAAGUUUCAGAAUAUYGUCGUUGAAAUCCUGAUAGAGCAUUAUGAGAAGAUAUUUCAYACUGCACCAGACCCCAAUAUUCCUCUUCCCCAGCCUCAGUCCAGAUCGAGUUCAAGAAGAACAAGAGCAAUUUGUCUCUCCACAGGUUCACGUAAACCCAAAGGAAGAUACACACCGUGUCUAGCUGAUCCUGACAGUGACUCGUACAGCAGUAGCCCUGACAGCACUCCCAUGGGCAGCAUUGAAUCUYUGUCUUCUCACUCCUCGGAGCAGAACAGCACCACCAAGUGCACCCCCUCACAGCCAAGGGAGAAAUCGGGAGGGAUUCCAUGGAUUGCCUCUCCCCCUUCUUCCAAUGGCCAGAAAAGUUCAGGCCUGUGGACUACAAGUCCAGAAUCCUCAUCAAAGGAGGAUGCAACCAAAACAGAUGUGGAAUCAGACUGCCAAAGUGUAGCUUCUGUCACUGGACCAGAGAAUGCCUCUCCACCAACAGACCUGACCAAAAAGAGUUCCUACAGUCUGUCUGGACUGAAAAGGUCUUCAGCAUCUUCCCUUAGAUCAAUUCCAUCAGCUGAAGGUAGCAAAACCUGCAGUGGAUCUAUACAGAGCUUAUCUUCAGCAGAUACCAAAGAUACACUAAAGGCGCCACCAAACCCUGAUUUGCCUCCCAAAAUGUGCAGGAGAUUAAGAUUAGAUACUGCAUCAAGUAAUGGCUAUCAAAGACCAGGAUCUGUAGUGGCUGCAAGAGCGCAGUUGUUCGAAAGUGCUGGUUCACUUAAACAAGUUUCUUCAGGACGACAAGCAAAAGCCAUGUAUUCCUGUAAGGCUGAGCAUAGUCAUGAGCUGUCUUUCCCACAGGGGGCAAUAUUUUCCAAUGUGUAUCCAUCAGUGGAACCAGGCUGGUUAAAGGCAACUUACGAAGGCAAAACAGGGCUAGUWCCUGAGAAUUAUGUUGUCUUCCUGUAGUAAUCUUUAGUGGACAGCAAUAUCUUCAUGGUAUCCAUGGUAACAAAUAAUAAGCACUAUGAUUUUUAUCUGACACAGAUAUGGGAUCAGCCCCUUAGCUGAGUGGUAGAUUUCCUUCAGAUGCUGCAGCUGCAGGUUACAGAGCUCCCUGCCAACGGAACAGAAUGUGAUGAAACAGUUAACAGUUUCUGUACUGAGGAUGGUACUCUGUUUAAAUAACUUCCAUUGUUUUCAAAAGGUUGUUCUGUUCUUCUUUUAUGGGUAAGGAACACUAGAGCAAUAAAAUUUUAAAGAAAAUGCUAUUUAGCUGCAGACUUUCAGGUCYGAGGAUGUUGCUCACAGAAGUGUGAAAUUUAGAGGCAAUGCACUCUGACAUUUCUUGCAAUCUGUGUUUUUCAAUAGGGAAAAUCGUGGGCUUUUUCAUAAUGUAAGUACUGCUUCUAUUGUGAUCUGAAUUCUCCCUUAGAAAACUUGAUUCUAAAAUUAAUCCUAAUCAUUUCAARUAAGAAAUUACUUUUCCAUAAAUCAGAAGUUUGAACUUCUGUUAGGCAUUGAGUYACAAUAUGAUAUAGAAUUUAUACAACUGAUAAUAUCAGUUUAUACACUGUCUGAACAGUGAGUGCUCAUUCAAAAUGUGAUAUGUUUAAUGAAUGUUUCWUUGAAAUACUUAUUAGAUUUCUUUCCUUCUUUCUGUAUCAGCAUAGGUAAUAUUAACAACUUUUAUUUCAAUGAUAUCUAUUAUCUGGCAGAUACUCUCUCUGUGUCCCAGAACAUCUGUAGRAAACMAGGAGAUGCUGAAUYUGGACUGAUUUGCAGUCAUGUGAAAUGAGCAGUGAAAAACAGCAGUACGUUUAAAACCUGAGAUAAAUUGUAACUCAUUCUUUUUCCAUUGCAAAUAAGACAAAUGACCUGUGAACUAGCCAAUUUUAUAAGCUAUGAAUGCUAAAAGCUCCAUGUAGCAAUAUAAUUACUUAGUGUUAUUUCUCCUGACUUCUGCUAAAAUAUUUGACAAAGAUUCUCUCCUUACACAGAAUAAAAAAUUCUUACUUUUUAAAGGUGUUGUAAAGACCUUUUGAAUGCUCCUUGUAGAACUGAAAAGAAAAAAACAACCAAACAAAAAAAACCCAAAAUAAAAUCAAGUCAAAGAAAACCCCAGAAACCAUAGGCAGCUUUCUCAAUCUGAGCAUUUUACUUGUACACCUUGCGGGAAAACAUGCACUGCCUGCCUGGCUACUUACCAUUCCUGAUUAAAAACCAAGACUUUUAAGCUCCAUAUUAGUAUUUCUUCAAYAUCAGUGCUUCCAAAAGAAUUCAGUUUCAUAGAACUAUCUAGGCUUAGUUUCUUAGAUCUGUCAAGGCUCAGUUCUUUCUCAGUAGCAGAAAUUAAAUCUUGUGUUGAUUUCUUAAGUUGUACACUACUUUGAGAAAGUUUAAGGAAGAACUGCUGUUAGAACUAAAAACAUCAGUAAUUUUUUAACCGUGCUUUUUUUUUCCGUAGUCUUUUUUUUUGUUUGUUUGAAUUGAAAAGUAGGAUUCUUUGCYAACACGAAGAAGCACAACAGAGCAUUCCUUACUUAUAUGUAGUGCAUGAAUUCUUCAGAGCAGUUGCCAGAAUUCAGGCUGGUGGCAGAAGCCUGCAGAAUCUUUCUCCUCACUAAUUCAAGUAUUGAGUGAUGCUCAGAGAAAGAGAGAGGCUCAAAGAACAUCCCUCCUAAAAAGGUCUAGCUUUUCAUAGGGGAGGUCUGAGCAAGAUUGACUGAGCAACCCAGCAUUGAGGACAGACCCCUUGCAUUAGUGACCGACUUUCUUAACCCUAAACAGUUUCAUUAAGUCCCAAAAACAUGUUUCACUUCACUUCAAAUCCAGACUAUGCCCAGUGCAUUGUGAUGAAGAUUUGUCCCAGAUCACUGGCAGUAAAGACAGACACGUGUGCUCAUCUGAUUUGCCCAGAGCAGAUGUGAAAGGAAGUGAAGGUCUUUUCUCAGCUGAUUGAAUCUUUCUUCAUUUUAAGGCAAGCCAAGUUUUCUUAGUCUAAGUUGUGCCUGAAGCUUCCAUUGCCUUGAGAAGACCAACGUGGUUUUGGUUGUAUUUUUGUUGUAUUUCACAAUCGAACAACUGUGGGCUGUCAAAAGGUUUCCCUCUGGUGACCUUUCCAGGGGAAGUGCUGCUGCAGGCAAAAAGGCACAGGAGGGAAGUAGAGCUUCGAGCAGAGGUUGCUGGCCCAGGRUAUCUCAGACAGGCAGAAAAACACAGUGAUCAGGGGGGAAAAUCCCAGCUUCUGUCUGUUGCUGGGGG